This is a messenger RNA of Funneliformis mosseae, 954 nucleotides long. Lineage: Eukaryota; Fungi; Glomeromycota; Glomeromycetes; Glomerales; Glomeraceae. The record is from the annotation of a GenBank genome assembly.
AAUUCUCCCGGCAAAAACCUGAUGUAAUUUCGGUAUCAAAGCUUUCCGAAACAAUUAUGAAAAAAAUUAUGGAUGAUAUUGGAAUAAAGACUGCAAAGUUAUCGGUGGAAGACUUUCUACCACUUGAACCCGUGUCAUGCGAACCAUUCAGAUGGGAUAUAGAACAGGAGGAAGUUCAACAGAUGCAAGACGUCGAGAAAUGGUUUAAGAAUGUAUUAAGUCUACCAAGGAAUUUCCACGUGAAAGAUGUCCACAAACAAGUAAACUUUCAACGACAUUUGCGAGGUGCGAACACUAUUAUAACAGGUGGUGCCGAUAUAUCUGUCGGACCAAGUGAGACAGCUUGCGUUUGGAUUGAAAUUAAGAAAACAUUUGAGGAUUUUAAAGAGGGUCAAGCCAUGGGAGAGUUAUUCUUAAUAGAUAAACUUCAUCCUACAAAUGCAAUGACCGUCUUAACGGAUUGCAAUGAUAAUUGGAUUAUUUACUUCUUCCUGAAAAUAAAUGAAGAACAAUACAUGGCAACAUCUAGAAUUGAUGAUCGUGGUACCGCCAUGGCGAUAAUUAAACAGUUUGUGCUUGAAGAAGGACAAAAUUUUCACAAUUGGAUAGGAAAGGACAUCACCUAUCAAGUAGACUUGCCUGCGCCUCUUAAAAAGAAAACAAAAUUCCUCGAAAGCAUAACUGAAACAGUUGAUGCCAGAAUGGCAGACAUGGUCGGCGACAUGUCAGAACAGGAAUUAUUCAACAUGACGGCACGAAAAAGGUUAAUGUUGGUAAGAGAUUACUGUAGAUUGGAUGAACAGCCACAAUUGGAUCAACUUAUUAGGCAGUUUAGUGAUAAUUAUGAAAAUCAACCACCGAUGAUGGUCCAUAAUUACGCAGGACCACCUCACAUGGCCGAAUUCGAUUCUUGGACCGGGUGCAAAUUAUAUCAUAUAGCCAUGCUUUGCCUCU